AUGCGCGCAUCAGCAGUCAUCGCAGCAACCGCCGGCAUGGCCGCCAACGUCAACGCCGCCGGCGCGCCUCACCCGUGGAUGGCCCCCGACGGCUCCGCCGUCCGCGGCCCCUGCCCGAUGCUCAACUCCCUGGCCAACCACGGCUACCUCGCCCGCGACGGCAAGGAGAUCAGCAUGCAGAACCUCAUCGACGGCCUCGGCUCCGCGCUGCACUUCAACGAGAGCCUCGUGCGCACCCUCGGCACGCCCGCCUUCGCCACCUCGACCACGGGCAACCCCAACACCUUCAACCUGGACGACAUUGCCAAGCACAACGUCAUCGAGCACGACGGCAGCCUGUCGCGCGCCGACUUCGCCGUGACGGGCGACGCAAAGACCUUCAACGAGACCGUCUGGGCCGAGACCAGGGGGUACCUGGGGUACGUCGAGGACGGCACGUCGGCCGAUGCCACGGUGGACUACAAGAUCAUGGCGGCGGCGCGAAGCAAGCGCAUUGCCACAGCCAAGGCGACGAACCCGUCGUUCAACCUGGCCGCGAACCAGGUCACCGUGUCUUUGGGCGAGUCCGCCGUCAUCCUCGGCACCAUCGGCCAAAGCUACAGCGCGCCUGCUGCGCCGCUGUCGUGGCUGCGGGUCGUCUUCGAGGAGGAGCGUCUGCCGUUCGCCGAGGGAUGGAAGACGUCGGACACGGAGAUCACCACGGCUCAGGUCCUGGGGCUGUCCCAGCUCAUCGCCACCAGCAGCAGCUAA
This is a messenger RNA of Colletotrichum spaethianum, 750 nucleotides long. Its product is annotated as putative sterigmatocystin biosynthesis peroxidase stcC. Lineage: Eukaryota; Fungi; Ascomycota; Sordariomycetes; Glomerellales; Glomerellaceae. The transcript has a single exon. The record is from RefSeq and is a predicted model, not a curated record. Gene Ontology annotation, molecular function: peroxidase activity. The coding region runs from base 1 to 750 and encodes 249 amino acids.